AUGGAAGCUAGUUUUACAUUUUCCUUAAAAUAUCUUAGUCAACUCUCAUAUUUCUUAGGUAUUGAAGUCAUCCCUCAGACCAAUGGUGUCCUUCUUUCCCAACGAAAAUAUAUCCUUGACAUAAUCACACGAGCACACACGAGUGACUGCAAACCUAUAUCAACUCCAAUAACUACAUCUGAACCUCUUACUUUGAGUAGCGGUACCCUUUACCCAUCACCCACUGAAUACCGUGCACUGGUAGGAGCCUUACAAUAUCUAUCUCUCACGAGGCCAGACAUCUCCUUCACUGUAAAUCGUCUGUCCCAAUUCAUGCAUGCUCCCACAUCGUUGCAUUGGACAGCUCUAAAAAGACUCUUACGACAUCUUCAUGGAACCUUAUAUCAUGGUAUAAUCUUACAACCAAUGUCUCCACUCACUCUCCAUGCCUUUACUGAUGCUGAUUGGGCAGGAGAUAAAGACAAUUAUAGGAGUACAACUGGUUACAUAGUUUAUCUUGGCUGCAAUCCAAUUUCUUGGAGUUCUAAACGACAACCCACCCUUGCGAGAAGCUCAACCGAGGCUGAAUUCAGAGUUGUUUCUUCCCCCACAACUGAAGUCCAAUGGCUUGCAUCUCUCAUAAGUGAACUUGGUUUCAAAUCCAACACUACUCCCACCAUUUACUGUGAUAACCUAGAUGCAACAUCAUACUCUGCAAAUCCUAUUUUCCAUUCAAGAAUGAAACACCUUGCAUUGGAUUUCCACUUUGUUAGAGAAAGAGUUCAGCAAGGCACCUUACGAGUCAUACAUAUUGCAGGAGAUGAUCAAUUGGAAGACGCUCUCACUAAGCCCCUCUUAAGACCACGUUUUCACUAUCUACUAUCCAAGAUUGGUCUCAUCUCUGGAUCGUCCAUCUUGUGGGGGCAUAUUAAGUCAUAA
This is a messenger RNA of Lactuca virosa, 918 nucleotides long. Lineage: Eukaryota; Viridiplantae; Streptophyta; Magnoliopsida; Asterales; Asteraceae. The record is from the annotation of a GenBank genome assembly.